GAGGAUGGGGACUGGUUCUUCCUGGUCCUGGAGCUGGUUGCCGGGGGCGACCUCUUCGGUGUGCUCGCCGCGAGGGCGCCACCGCCGCCGCCAGGGAUGAUGGCGCCACCGCCGCCCGCGCCGCUGCUGGAGCGCGAGGCCUCCUUCGUGUUCCGGCAGCUCAGCGAGGGCCUGGGUUUUCUCCACCGGCAGGGCGUCAUCCACAGAGACCUCAAGCUCGAGAACGUGCUCGUGGCCUCCGAGAGGACCGUGCCGACCGAUCGGUGCCGCGUGGGCCUUGCUCCAGGUACUGCGAUGAGUCGGCGGGGGUACCAGAGCGCACGCUAGACAGCACUUGCGAA
Prorocentrum cordatum is the source of this 341-nucleotide messenger RNA. Lineage: Eukaryota; Dinophyceae; Prorocentrales; Prorocentraceae. The record is from the annotation of a GenBank genome assembly.